Messenger RNA from Alternaria atra, 906 nucleotides. RefSeq lists its product as uncharacterized. Gene Ontology annotation, molecular function: catalytic activity. NCBI's taxonomy places the organism in Eukaryota, Fungi, Ascomycota, Dothideomycetes, Pleosporales, Pleosporaceae. The record is from RefSeq and is a predicted model, not a curated record. The coding region runs from base 1 to 906 and encodes 301 amino acids. The transcript is spliced from 2 exons.
AUGCCUGAAAUGCACGAUCACGAUGGCAAGCCCGUACACCACCAUAUGGCGCGGGUAAACGGUAUCCGCCUACACUAUAUCACAUCCGGAUCAGGCCCACCUCUACUCCUACUACACGGUACACCUAAAACACAUUACUACUGGUAUCGCAUCGCACCUCUACUAACGAAAAAGUUCACCAUCAUCGCCCCAGAUCUCCGGGGUUUCGGCGCAACAGACAAACCACCCGCUAGCGAAGGUUACGAUGGCCGCACAAACGCAAAAGACAUGGCCGAACUGAUGCACCAACUUGGAUACGAAAAGUUUGCCGUUCAUGGCGAAGACCGCGGCGCAACAUAUGCUUUUUGCCUUGCAGGACUAUAUCCGGAUCGCAUAACCCAUCUUUCCUUUUGCGAGAUGCUACUUUCCUACGCCCUUACUAAGCAAACAUUCUUCACACGCAAGAACAUUGCUGCUCAGUACAAUCAAAAUGGCGUUUGGAACUGGCAUAUCCCCUUCUUUUGGCUGCCGCAUAUACCGGAGAUGCUGAUUCAGGGGAAAGAAGAAGAGUUUUGGACGCACUUCAUGAAGGCGGAGUGCUAUAAUCCUAGUGCGUUAGACCAGGUGGCCAUAAAUGAAUGGGUGAGGUGUUUGAAGGCGCCGGGUGGGUUGAGAGCUGUUUUGGAGAGUUAUCGUGCGCAUUGGGUCAAUGUGGAUGUUGAGGAGGAAAUUUUGAGCAAGGAAAAGUUGAAGUGUGAUGUUAUGACGGUAGGGGCGCCAGAAUUCUUUGGGCCGCUUGUCAAAGAGCAGAUGCAGUCUGCUGUGGAGAAGGUGCAUAUUGCUGAGGUCUUUGAGGAGUGUGGGCAUAGUCUGGCACUUGAACAGCCUGAGAAACUUGCGAAUCUCUUGAAGAAGUUCAUUCUUUGA